This is a messenger RNA of Opisthorchis viverrini, 702 nucleotides long. RefSeq lists its product as hypothetical. Gene Ontology annotation, molecular function: oxidoreductase activity, acting on the aldehyde or oxo group of donors, disulfide as acceptor. The transcript has 4 exons. Gene Ontology annotation, biological process: branched-chain amino acid catabolic process. The coding region runs from base 10 to 702 and encodes 230 amino acids. The record is from RefSeq and is a predicted model, not a curated record. Lineage: Eukaryota; Metazoa; Platyhelminthes; Trematoda; Opisthorchiida; Opisthorchiidae.
GUUUUCUUGAUGAUGCAUGUUCCGGGCUUCAUUUUUCGCCGACUGUGUACAAACCUAAGACAGAUUCCUUCUCAAUGCACGCGGAAGUUGUCUGUCGUUAACAUUUCCCCCGACCGAGAAGCUGUCUAUACAUCUAAGUUGGAACUUAGAAGACCGGAACUAGAAGAAAUAAUGCCAGUAUACCGUGUGCUGACCAAAGAUGGUACGGCCUUUUCCCCCGAAGUAGAGCCACAGCUCGAAAAAGAUCAUGUAUUGAAAAUGUUCAAAACGAUGGUUAUGUUAAACACUAUGGACCGCAUUAUGUAUGAAUCGCAACGCCAAGGACGUAUCUCAUUCUACAUGACAAACUACGGUGAAGAAGCAUGUCAGAUUGGAUCCGCCUCGGCUCUUAAUCCAGAUGAUUUCAUUUACGGACAGUAUCGCGAGGCAGGUGUGCUCAUGUGGCGUGGCAUGACUUUGGAACAGAUGAUUGAUCAACUCUACUCAAAUGUUGGUGAUUGUGAUAAGGGGAGACAAAUGCCCGUGCACUACGGAUCCAGGGAUUUACAUUUUUCUACAAUCUCCUCACCGUUAGCCACCCAAAUACCCGUCUGUAAGUUAUAUCCACGUUUCCGAAUCUUUAUGCCCAAUUAUUUGGCAGGCGCUGCGACUCUCCAAUGCUACUUUCACACAUCCAAUCACCCUGGGGAGAAACGAUUUUAG